Nymphalis io (European peacock) is the source of this 4111-nucleotide messenger RNA. RefSeq names its product SREBP regulating gene protein. Gene Ontology annotation, biological process: positive regulation of SREBP signaling pathway. The coding region runs from base 196 to 867 and encodes 223 amino acids. The record is from RefSeq and is a predicted model, not a curated record. The transcript is spliced from 4 exons. Lineage: Eukaryota; Metazoa; Arthropoda; Insecta; Lepidoptera; Nymphalidae.
UUGAGUGUUUAAUGUUUAUGAAAAAUAUUUUAGUAAUUUAUCCCAGUUUUGUCGUAUUUAUUAUUUAUUUUACUGUAAAAAUAUAUUCGUUUGAUAACUAAUAUUUGGAAUGGAACAUACUUUAUUGGAUGGCCGUAAGAUUUACGAAAUACAUGGAGAAAGUUGUGAUAAUUACGCCGUAGUGUGACUAACAAAAUGCUAAUAUGUAUUCCUUCAUCUUAUUUUUGUUUUAUUGAAAUAAAAGUCAUUUCCUUAUUACAUUUAAAAAUGUGGUACGCAGCUUUAUUACGAUUUAUUCGAAGACGAUUAGUAUUGGGUAUAAUAUUCGCGUCUUCCUUAACCUAUUGUAUUGUUAGUUUCUUAAGAGAGGGACACGACAGAAACAUGGUUUACCAAGAUAUAUCACCUGAAAAGAAACCAUUUGUAUGGAGGACACUUCAGGAGCAUAAUGAAACCAAUGAAAUUGCAUGUAGAAAUUCGCUUCAAGGCAAAUCAGUUUUAGUUGAUGAUCGAGGUUAUAUAUGUCAACGGGAAGACUUAGCCAAAAAUGGUUGCUGUAACACAGAAAGUGAAAACACAAAACGGUAUAGCUGUAAAACAUGUAAUGAAAGCAGUUGUUGUAUUGUGUUUGAAUACUGUGUUUCGUGCUGCAUUGAUCCCAAUAAGAGAAGUAUGCUCCAAAUUGUACUUUCAAAACUUUCAACGGACGAGAAUGUGUUAUUUCAUUCAAUAACUGAUGAUUAUGAGUUGUGUAUGACAAAGUGUCGCACCAGCUCUCACAGCGUCUUACAUGAAAAUUCCUACAAGAAUCCAGCCCACAAGUAUUGCUUUGGCAAUGGACCGUUGGAAACUAAACCACCCGAUUAGCAGUUACUAAUGUGGAUGUUACGAAGAACAGUGAAGUUAAGUGUUAAGCAAUUUGAUUAAGAAAUAUACAGUAAUAUAUGUGUACAUAUACGUAAAAUGACAUUUUGUGCUUAAUAAUAACAGUUUUUUUUUUAUUUAUACUCGUUUCAUACUUUUACAAGUAAUAAUAUAUAAUAAAAAAAUAUAUCACCGCUCACUUUGAUUGCUAAAACAAACAAGGCUAUUUGACAUAUUUUUUUUUAAUUGUAAUAAUAACUAAUUAUUUAUACAUAAUAAUUAAAUUGUUAAAAUAUAGCGGCUUUUUAAAAGUGUUGCUGCGAGGUUAAUUCGUUGAAUAAUGCCAUGUCUUCUUUCGAACGUCAAAUCAAUGAUGACGUAAACAGAGAAGUCAGUUAACGAAACAGACGCUAAACAACGUUUAUAACUAAGGCCGUAGUGAUCCAUUUUAAUUAAUAAUAAGGUAUUUUAUGUACUUACCUAUUAAAUAAAUUUUAAAAAGUUACAUUACAAUUUAUUAUAACUGGCUAAGAUUAACCUAAGUAAGAGGUUGUUUAAAACGUCGUGUAUGAAGUUUAUAUCAUAUGAUAUGAAAUAUUUAUUUUUGCAUUAAUUUUAUAAUUUUUUAUCAUUUUCUAUUCCAUCUGAAAUUGACUAUAUAAUGGUGACGGCAUAAUACAUUAUAAUGAACAUAACUUUUAAACUAAAAAGAUUAACUAUCUAUUUAUAAUUCACGUGAUGCGAAAGCUACAGUAAUAUCUUCAAUAAAAAUCAAGGAUUAUUCUAAACUGAAAUCGAGAGUUUCGUCCGGAGUGUGGCCGUAAGGUCAAAUAAAUUUUAGAUAGCGUUACUAUCGCAAUAUUAAUGAGACUGCAUGUAUAUAUGACAAUAGCUCAUAUAUACAAGCAGUCGCAGUCUCAUUGAUAUACUUCCGGCUUGAUAUCUAGCGCCAUUACGUUUGCUUAUUGACCUACUAAAUGGUCUACAAAUAUCAUUAAAAUCUGUUAAUAAGGUGAUUUGGUAACAAAGAUACACGACAUUUAUAAAUAUUGCAUAUUUUGACUCUGUAUCAAUAAUAAUGACGAAUGAUUGGCUGACAUUCAGCCAAAUGACGAAUUAUAAAAAAAAAAUAUUCAAUGUACAAACUAAGCUUUAUGUAAAUUUUAUUAUUUAAUAGAUUAUCCUACGCCUGUAUAGGACAUUUUGCAAUUUUAGUAAAAGUGCUUCUUAUAUCUACUUUAAGUCGCUUAGAGAUUAUAUGCAAUAGACUAAGCACUAUUAACAUUUGCCUAACAAAAUACUCAUUUGUUAUUAAUGUUCGCAUUAUGUAUGUAUAUGUAUAUAACUAAUGUUAUUUUUUUGUUUGUGUCGUAAGUGUUCCUAGAACAUUUAUCGAUUGAAAUUAUAUUAAUGGGGCAUCCCAAUUCUCAGCACAUGCCCUUUAGAUGUUAUAAAAUUUAAAUAUAUAUAUAUAAUAUAAAUUUAUAUAUAUAUAUUUGACAUUGAAGUAUUUUACAAACAAUUGUAGAGAGCAAAUUGAUGGUAUAUUAUAAUUGAAUUUAUACGUUAUAUAUUAAUGGUUACCAAAUAUUGUAAGACCAAUUUCAAAGUAUAAUGAAGAUUAAUUAUGUGUAAGAAUGUAUGAUUAAACAAUUACUGCAUAAUGUUAUUCUAGAUUUUUUUCUUGCUUUGCAUGUCUAUUAAACAUUGAAAAAUGAAUGAAUUAAAUAGGUGUUCUCUAUUUACACACUCUUGGGUAGAACAGCUGGACAACCAUAUUUACAUUUGAAAACAAAUGUAAAUGUAACAUUAGCUGUUAUUAGGCAACUUUAUCUCUUUCUAGAAUUCUUUAUCUCUUUCUAGGAUUGGUAUUGAUUAGCUAGUUUCCAAGCUUAUUAAUACUUAAUUUUUAACGUUAUAUUACCUUUAUGCCCAUCGUAUUGUGAACCUAUAUAAGGCAAAUAAGUACUUUAAGUUCGAAGUUUGUAUUUAAUCUUCGAUUUCUUUAAAAAAAAUAUCCGUGUAUAUAACCGAAAUUACCUAAUAUAUAUAUUAUUUUUGCGAUUUAUAAAAGGCGUAGUUAUAAAGGAUAAGACGACCGCCUCUUUUAAAAUGACUAAAUGUGUCUUAACGAACUUCCGAGUCUAGUUUUUCUUAAUGAAAGUAAAAAAUAUAAAGCAAGUUCAAAAUCUAAAUUGAAUCAUAUUAAACUGAACAUCGACUAUGAACUUAUGAGACCAUUUAUUGUUUUAUCUGAUAAAUGCUAGUUUCCUUACGAUACAAACAUCAAUUAAAUGUCUAGCAACGCAAUCUUCGUUUUAGAUUCGCGUGUUCAAUCGACUGGAUCAUCACGGAUCAUGUUUGUAUGGUAAAAAAUUUAGAUAUAUAAAUAAUUAUAAUCGAUGUUUGCCUGACUUAAUUUCAUAAAUAUAAUUAUUCGUUAAAUUAAAAUAACGUACAAAGUAAUUAAAGCAAUAUCCGCCUUUAUUCGUGGGUAAUUUGUAGUAGUCAUCUCAAUUAUUAUGUUGUUAUCGUAUAUACAUAAUAAAUGCCCCGUAUUUACAAGAAAUCUUAUCAAAAUCGAUUAAAGAUGUUUGUUUUUAAGUAAUUCACUUAUACUUCAUACGAGCUCGUCUGGUAUCAACUAAUCGAACGCAAAACAGCAAUAUCUUGUAUUAGUGUGUUCCGGUUUGAGAGAGCCAGUGUAAAUACACGCACAAGGGACGAUAUCGGCUUGUCGACUUUGUAUCGAAUAGUUAAUACUCCAAUGACUGAAUGUGUUGGUCACACAAUUAUCAGGUAGCCGAUAUACCAGUCUGACCUGUAUUCAUUUGCAAUGUGUUAAAGUUCAUAGCUUUUACACAAAAAAUACGAAUAGAAAUAUUUUUUUUAAAUAAUUAAAAAAAUGUAUAAUAUUUAUAAUAGAAAUUAGAUUCUCGUAGUUGAGAUUUUUAUACAUGUUGAUAGUAUAUUUUGUAUAUAAUAAUGAUAAUUUUCUCCAGUGCUAAUCUAUGAUUAUUUACUUCGUAUCUCUUGUUUUUUUCCUGUUUCAAGUUUAAUCUUGCAGAAUUGCACUGCUGUUUUAUAGUAUGUCUUAAUAAAGUACCUAAUACUAGAAAAUAUUUUACUCUUAAGUUAUGAUAUAGCAAAUUGUUAACGAAUGUAACCUUAUUAUUGAAAAACAAAUGCGCGAUGACUUGUAUGAAAAUAAUUAAUGUUAUUUAUUGACAUAAGUAAAUAAAUAUUU